UCUCGCGCGAGGGUGCGCACGGUAAGUCGAUUGAGUGCGCGUGUGUUUGCGCGCCCGAGUGAUGUCUCGAUUGUGCCGCGGUGGCUGAGAACUCGACGGGAAACACGUGCAAAGAUCAUUCAUUGAUUUUGUCAAACAAUUGGGUCUCGGGCCAAAGGAUUCCCCCCGUCGAGCUUGAGACCGUGCUUUUUCGCCGCUGAGGUUCUGAUAUAUCAAUGACGUGAAACUUUCGCCACACCGCCGACUCGCUAGUCAACAAUUUGUAAGAGCCAGUGUAAAAAGUUACCUCACGCAUCGCCAGCCUCGACCACUGGUGAACAACUCCAACAACAAGUACACGCACACGUGUGUCUCCAAGCCCCUCUGUUGGAGGAAAAAAAAAAAAAAAAGAAAAAAACCAUCCCUCUUGGCAAAGUGCCCUCCAGAGAGCAGGAUCCGGUACAAAAGUGUGGGGGAAGCGUCGUUUUAACGCGCGGCCGAGCAAACUGGAUGGAAGGGGGAGGGGAAAACCCGAAAAUGCGGGCCACACUUGAGAAGUUGUGCACAUCAUCGCAUGGCCGAGGCUGCACACGCUGUCGGGAAGACUAACGAGCGCUGGGGAGAAGGAAGAAAUCGCACCCUUCGGUCGGUCGCCUGCUUUAUUGCGAUAUAAAAAUCAAAGAGGGUAGUCCUGGGCGGCUUUUUUUCCCUUACACUUGACCGAUCGCGCGAGGGAUCGAGCUAAUUUCGACGUCUCGGGAACCAGAGGAAGGGACGAGCGACGGGCGGGGAGGUAUGGCUCGUUGUGUUUCGUUGCGUGCGAUCGGAUGAUGUAACACAAAAAGGAUAAUACCACUCCUAAGAGAAACGCCAGCGAGCUUAUCUUCGCCACCAACAGCGGGACAUCGUUUGAAGGUAUUGCACAACUCGUAAAAAAAAAAAAAAAAAAAAUAAGGGAAAAAAAGGAGGAGAGGGCGGAGGGUACACAGUUGAAGGAUGUCGGAUUACGAGAGGAUAAGGCUGGUGGUGCUCGGUGGAGCAAGCGUCGGCAAAAGUGCGAUAAUACGCCGGCUGCUCGGUCAGGGAUUCAGCGACAAGUACAGGCCGACCGUCGAGGAUCUGUACUCGCGUGAGUGCACCCUUGGUACGCUCACGCUAAAGGUUGACCUGCUCGAUACGGCUGGCGACCAACAGUUCCCGGCAAUGCGCCGGCUAAGUAUAGCCACAGCCCACGCUUUUCUCUUGGUAUACUCGACCUGCUCGCUGGCGAGCUUCGAGUGCGUCAAACGCUGCUUCGAGGAAGUCAGGGAACAAAGACCCGAUUUCCAGCUCGGCAUUUCUUAUCGUAUUGAGGAAAAGAAAAACUCUGGAGAGCCCUGCAAAAUCACACGAUCGGGCAGUCCGAGCAGCGCAGGGGCACCAGGGAGUCCAAAACAGGUGCUGGCAGCACAAGGCUCGAGCGUGGUCGCGGUGGCCGAGGAGGUCAAGAGCAAACCUCGCAGCCGUAGUCUGAUAAGGCGCCACAGCCGCAAGACCAAGCAGCAGAUACGCGACGCCCACGCGGAGGACUGCAACAUCUCGUAAAAUUACGGGGCCACGGGAGUGUACCUUGUAUCAGCGUCUUCGAAGGUACACUUCUUCGAAUAUCGCGUUUUUUUUUUUUCUAUUUAAUUACAAAUCUGCAGCUGUACCGUCCUGAGUACCGACAUUUUUGUUGGCUCUACUGAUUUUUAUGCACACU
This is a messenger RNA of Copidosoma floridanum, 1720 nucleotides long. Its product is annotated as ras-like protein 1. The record is from RefSeq and is a predicted model, not a curated record. Lineage: Eukaryota; Metazoa; Arthropoda; Insecta; Hymenoptera; Encyrtidae. Gene Ontology annotation, molecular function: GTP binding; GTPase activity.